AAAAAAAAAUUGCAUUCUUUCACUCCACUCUCUAACUCCGAGUCCAUUUCCCAGUUCCAUCCAAUUGAUUUCUCUCUCACCCGACUUCAAUUAAAUCCCAAAGUUUCCAUCUUUAAAGAAAAAUCUGGCAAAUUUGUUGCACAAAAAAAUGGGAUUAUUUGAUCUUGAGAAAAACUUCGCAUUUUAUGGCGCAUAUCACAGCAACCCAGUUAAUAUUUUGAUUCAUAUGUUGUUUGUUUGGCCACUUUUCUUCACUAUUCUAAUGCUAUUGCACUUUGUACCCAUGUUUUUUUUACCUAAUUUUGCAGUAUUUGUAACUCUAGCUUAUUCAGUGUUCUAUGUGGGUAUGGAUAAAAAAGCUGGAUCUUUGGCUGCUCUUCUCUGUUUCCUCUGUUUGUUUGGAGCUUCUUCUUUUGCCAAUCAUCUUGGCUAUUCUUUGACUUGGAAGGUUGUUUUGGCAGCUCAAUUGUUUGGUUGGACUGCACAGUUCUUGGGUCACGGAAUAUUCGAGAAACGCGCUCCUGCUCUUUUGGACAAUCUCGUACAAGCCUUCUUAAUGGGUCCUUAUUUCGUGUUACUCGAGGCUCUUCAGCAAUUCUUCGGGUAUGAACCAUAUCCAGGAUUUGAGUCAAAGGUGAAAGAUAUGGUGCAAGCUGAAAUUAAAGUAUGGCAAGAGAUCAAGAAACAUAAGAAAUCAUCCUAAUUAAGCUUUUGAAUUCACAAUUAUCUAAAAGUGUGAACAACAUGAUAUUCAAUUGAUUGUCUUUAUACACUUGUAUUGUACAUAUUUCUAACUGUCAAAUCAAUCCAAACAAAGUUCACCUGGAAACGUAACAAGAAAGGAAACACUGGCUCUGUUUUGUUCA
Spinacia oleracea (spinach) is the source of this 866-nucleotide messenger RNA. Its product is annotated as 2-hydroxy-palmitic acid dioxygenase MPO1. The record is from RefSeq and is a predicted model, not a curated record. Gene Ontology annotation, biological process: sphingoid catabolic process. The transcript has 4 exons. Gene Ontology annotation, cellular component: endoplasmic reticulum. Lineage: Eukaryota; Viridiplantae; Streptophyta; Magnoliopsida; Caryophyllales; Amaranthaceae. The coding region runs from base 149 to 703 and encodes 184 amino acids.